Molecule: messenger RNA, 1340 nt
Organism: Phaethon lepturus (White-tailed tropicbird)
Lineage: Eukaryota; Metazoa; Chordata; Aves; Phaethontiformes; Phaethontidae
Gene: SIK3
Product: SIK family kinase 3
Exons: 12
Biological process (GO): protein phosphorylation; intracellular signal transduction; microtubule cytoskeleton organization
Cellular component (GO): cytoplasm
Molecular function (GO): ATP binding; tau-protein kinase activity; protein serine/threonine kinase activity
Source: RefSeq, a predicted model, not a curated record
UCAGAUUUUGGGUUCAGUAAUAUCUUCACGCCUGGUCAGCUGCUUAAAACCUGGUGUGGGAGCCCUCCCUAUGCUGCUCCAGAGCUCUUUGAAGGAAAGGAGUACGAUGGGCCAAAGGUUGACAUUUGGAGUCUCGGCGUGGUGCUGUACGUGCUGGUCUGCGGCGCUCUGCCCUUCGACGGGAGCACGCUGCAGAACCUGCGGGCGAGGGUGCUCAGUGGGAAAUUUCGCAUUCCAUUUUUCAUGUCCACAGAAUGUGAACACCUGAUCCGCCACAUGCUGGUCUUGGACCCGAGCAAGCGGCUCUCCAUGGAGCAGAUCUGCAAACACAAGUGGAUGAAGCUUGGGGAGGCCGACGCGGAGUUUGACAGGCUGAUAGCAGAGUGUCAGCACCUGAAGACGGAGAGGCAGAUGGAGCCGCUGAACGAGGACGUGUUGCUGGCAAUGGCGGACAUGGGGCUGGACAAGGAACGCACAGUUCAGUCAUUAAGAGCCGAUGCUUAUGAUCACUACAGUGCAAUCUACAGCCUGCUCUGCGACCGUCUGAAGAGACACAAGAAUCUGCGCAUUGCGGCAUCUCCAAGUAUACCACGGACCGUGACCUUCCCCACCUCUGCUAACAUCCAGACAGAACAGACGGGCAAUACCGUGAGCAUCAAUGUGCCGCAAGUCCAGCUCAUCAACCCUGAAAACCAGAUUGUGGAGACUGACGGGACAAUGAACUUGGACAGUGAUGAAGGGGAAGAGCCGUCGCCUGAAGCGCUGGUCCGUUACCUCUCCAUGAGAAGGCACACAGUUGGAGUAGCUGACCCACGGACGGAAGUCAUGGAAGAUCUGCAGAAGCUCCUGCCCGGCUUCCCCCGUGUCACUCCUCAGGCUCCGUUCCUGCAGGUGACCCCCAACGUGAACUUCAUGCACAACGUGCUGCCUCGGCAGAACCUGCAGCCCACGGGCCAGCUGGAGUACAAGGAGCAGUCCCUGCUGCAGCCCCCCACCCUGCAGCUGCUGAAUGGCAUGGGCCCUCUGGGGCGGAGGGCAUCAGAUGGCGGGGCCAACAUCCAGCUACACGCGCAGCAGCUGCUGAAACGUCCUCGAGGUCCGUCUCCGCUCGUCACUAUGACGCCGGCUGUCCCCGCGGUCACCCCCGUGGAUGAGGAGAGCUCCGACGGGGAGCCAGAUCAGGAAGCUGUGCAGAGUAUUUCCCAGCUUCGCGACUGCGGUUCAUCCGCCCGGCCGCGAUACCGGGAAGGUGGCCCUGAAGAAGCCCCGUCCAGAUUGUGUGUUAACUUGUUCUCCACCCCCUUCUGUUGCAACAUGUUAGUAGUCGUCAGAGGAGAAGG